This is a messenger RNA of Telopea speciosissima, 1459 nucleotides long. RefSeq lists its product as uncharacterized. The transcript is spliced from 6 exons. The record is from RefSeq and is a predicted model, not a curated record. Bases 103 to 1401 code for a protein of 432 amino acids. Lineage: Eukaryota; Viridiplantae; Streptophyta; Magnoliopsida; Proteales; Proteaceae.
UCGUUUUCCUCUGGUUUCCGGUUUCGAUACCUGACCCCUCUCUCUCCCUCUUGGAUUGGGAAGGAAGCUUGGAUUGGUGACAUUGUCGUGGUUUCAAUUUUCAUGGCGUAUCGAAGAAGACAAGGGCUCACUAAGGCUGCGACGUGCAAGGAAGAGAUUAGAUAUCCCUCCGACGACAGCUCCUCCUCGUCUCUUGCCGCUCAAGCCAUCCGAGCUUCCUCCGCUCAUCGUGAUUCCUCUUUCUCUUCUGCCUAUGGCGAGUCCGCCCUUGCAUCCGCUUACAGAGAACCCAAUCGUCAAAGAUCUUCUGAAUCCAGACAGGAUCCAACGUCUUAUGAAUAUACAUCGAUAAAGAGUUUGAAUGAGUCCAAGUAUGGCUUUUGGGGAGUCCUUGCUAGGAAAGCUAAAGCAAUUCUUGAGGAUGAUAAUGUUGCACAACAAUUUGAAACAUCUAGCAGAACAAAGCCCCAAAUGCUUGAAACAUCAACUGGUGAUCAGUUGCAGUUCCAUCAGCCUUACCAAAAUCCUGAGAACAGUCAUAAGUCAGAGAAUCCUAAAAUACAGAAGGGGUUAGAUGCUAUCACAUCUUCUCUUAAUUACCUUGGUGGUACAAUUGGAAAGUCUUUUGAGGAGGGUCUGACACUGGUUGAGAAUCGGACUGCAGACAUCAUCCAAGAGACUCGUAGGCUGCAUAUCAGGAAAAAGGGGAGCAGUUCCGAUUCACAGAACCAAGCCAAUGAUGUAUGCGCCCCACAGCAGCAAGUACAGAUGCAAACAGACCAUGAGACUCAACUCAAGGCAUCUCGCGACGUUGCAAUGGCAAUGGCUGCCAAAGCCAAGCUGCUCCUACGAGAGCUGAAAACAGUCAAAGCAGAUCUGGCUUUUGCAAAGGAGCGAUGUGCUCAGCUAGAAGAGGAGAAUAGAAUUCUCAGGGAGAGUCAUGAGAAGGGAGAUAGUCCAGAGGAUGAUGAUCUGAUCCGGCUUCAACUAGAGACGCUUCUGGCUGAGAAGGCUCGUUUGGCACAUGAGAACUCUAUCUAUGCACGUGAGAAUCGCUUCCUAAGGGAGAUUGUUGAAUACCACCAGCUCACUAUGCAAGAUGUCGUCUACUUGGAUGAGGGUAUUGAAGAAGUCACAGAAGUCUGUCCCAUUUCAAUUCCUACAAACACCAUUGUGUGCUGUGCUCCAAUGCCCACAUCCACAGCUCCAACCCCACCACUAUCACUGCCACUGCCACCACAUGAUUUUACUGCUACUGUAAGUCCAGUGGUGGACAAGGUUGUUCAACCUUUUCCUGCACCACCAGUUACGGAGGUUGUCUACAGUGCAGUACCAUCAUGCUCUAGUGUACACAUCCUUGCGGUGGAAGAUCCUAAACACUCAUCAAAGCCUUGUGUGUGAACAGUCUCUCCAUCUCUGACUCAUCAGAGGCUACUGCGUGUAACAUUAUUUUUUUUAU